Messenger RNA from Coturnix japonica (Japanese quail), 5675 nucleotides. It is a transcript of the gene EPM2A, whose product is annotated as EPM2A glucan phosphatase, laforin. NCBI's taxonomy places the organism in Eukaryota, Metazoa, Chordata, Aves, Galliformes, Phasianidae. Gene Ontology annotation, cellular component: nucleus; cytoplasm. The record is from RefSeq and is a predicted model, not a curated record. Gene Ontology annotation, biological process: protein dephosphorylation. Gene Ontology annotation, molecular function: starch binding; protein tyrosine phosphatase activity; carbohydrate phosphatase activity.
GCGGCCCCUGGCGGCGGCACGGCUUCAUUCCCCCCACCCCAUACCCUGCCGCCUUCGGCCCGGUACAGCUCGCCAUGCUGUUCCGCUUCGGCGUGGUGCUGCCGGCCCGCAUCGCAGAGUGCGGCGGUGCGCUGCUUGUGGCCGGCUCGCGGCCGGAGCUGGGCGAGUGGGACCCGCAGCGCGCCGUGCCCAUGCAGCCAGCACGGCCGAGCGCAGCGCUGGCGGCCCAGGAACCGGUUCUGUGGCUGGGGGAGGUGCUGCUGCCGGACGAGGACACAGCCAGCCCCUUCUGGUACAAGUUCCUGCGGCGGGAGGGCGGCCAGCUUCUAUGGGAAGGUAAUGGGCCCCAUCAUGAUCGAAGCUGUGUUUAUAACCAGAGCAACAUAGUUGAUGGAGUUUACUGCCUCCCAAUAGCACACUGGAUUGAAGUCUCUGGACAUACUGAUGAGAUGAAACAUACAACUGACUUCUAUUUUAAUAUUGCAGGCCAUCAAGCUAUCCAUUACUCAAGAAUUCUGCCAAACAUCUGGCUGGGAAGUUGCCCUCGGCAGCUGGAGCAUGUGACAGUCAAGCUAAAGCAUGAACUGGGUAUCACAGCAGUGAUGAACUUCCAGACCGAGUGGGACAUUGUUCAGAAUUCCUGGGGCUGCAAUCGCUACCCAGAACCUAUGAGCCCUGAAGUCCUCAUGAAACUGUACAAAGAGGAAGGUCUUGCCUAUGUCUGGAUGCCAACCCCAGACAUGAGCACAGAAGGAAGAAUACAGAUGUUGCCACAGGCUGUCUGCCUCCUGCAUGGGCUGCUGCAGAAUGGACACACUGUCUACGUUCAUUGCAAUGCUGGUGUUGGCAGGUCUACGGCUGCUGUCAGUGGCUGGCUGAAGUAUGUGAUGGGAUGGAGCCUGCGGAAGGUGCAGUACUUCUUGGCUUCCAGGAGGCCGGCUGUCUACAUAGAUGAGGAAGCUCUGAUUCGUGCUGAAGAUGAUUUCUUCCAGAAAUUUGGACCUCUUCGUUCCUCAUGUAAAGUGGAAGAGUAGAAAAGCAGAAGAGAAAAAGGAAGGUGAAGAGCAAUGCUUACACGCGAAUCCUAGUGAUUAAGAAAUCAUGAAUCAGACUUGUGCCUCUCCUCAUCAGAUCGCAUACUUGUCCUAACAGCCCUGAGAAUUUUGUUAAGAAGUGCCUUUGAGUGUUUUUCAUUUGCGUUCUUGAAGCUGAUAUGACUCAUGUUUCUAAACCUUUUGCUGCAAGUAUGAGACAAAGGUCUGCAAAAGGAGACUAAGAUUCUAUUUUAACUAUUUGCCUACAGGAACCAAGUGUUAUGGUAGACAUAAUAAGGCAAGUCUUGAAAUAAAAUAAUGACUGUUGGCAGUAUUUUAGUGACAAGAAAGGGAAGAUGGUCUCAGAAAGACAAGCGUGAGGUUGACGGAGUUACGGUUCAGAUUUGGAUGGAGCUGAGGAUAGUCAAAGCUGCUCAGUUUUUUUAGAGUGUCCAUUAUUGAAGUGUUUUCUAGUAAUUUUGUAGAAAAAUGGUCUUAAUGCAAAAGACCAGAAACUGACUUCAUCUGAGUUUCUUGAGCAAAAAAAUAAUAUAAAAUGCAGUCAACUAAUUUAUUUAUUUUUUUUCCUGUUAAUGUUAAAUAUUUUGAGAGCUCCCAGUCCUGCUUGGGCAAAACCAGUUUGCUGUAGGAUAGGUCCAGGAUGGACCAAGGGAGGAAAAGCAUUCUCUAGGGAACAGAGGAUUAAGGAUCCAUAAACAUUAAGAAACUAAUUUCUGUACAUUUGUUCUUCAGUGAAAUCUUGUGAGUUUUUUUCCCAGCCAACUGACUUGUCCCUCUAAAGACCCAGUCAGUGCCAGAGUAAUAUAACUGAUAAGUUUAGUUUAUCUGAAUAUUUAAUAUAGAAACGGGUAUGAACUGUUAUGGAGAAAGUCCAGCAUAACAUAGUAUGAUGUUUUAUUUAUCUUCUACUUUAAUUAUUUUCAGAAGUGGCAAUUUAAGUUAUUCUGAAUGUGUUGUUUUGAUCACGACUCCGUUUCUGGCUUGUUUCUUUGUUUUUGCUUUGAAGUAAUACUGCCUGUUUGGAUAUGAACUGCUAAUAGAGAAUGCCCAGCAUUAUACAGUAUGUUUUAUUUAUCUUCUAUUUCAGUAGUCUUCAAAAGGAAAAAAGUGUUUAAGUUAUUCUGUAUGAGUGGUUUUGACUUUGAUUUGUUGUGUUGUUUUUUUUUUAACAUUUUUUGUUUGCUUGUUUGGUUUUGGUUUUGGUUUGCAAUGACAGUGCCUGUUUAAAAACUGGAUGAGAAAGUUUACUCAUUAAAUAACACCGUGGUGAUUGCAGUAGUCCAUUUUGUCCUAUGUAUUUGAUGCUCAAUUUCAUACGUAGCAGGAAGGGUGAUGACUGACCUUUGUAUGGGGGAGGGACCAGCCACUUCGAUGAUGAUGAUGAUCUGUUGCUUGUCUGCUACACUAUGCCAGUUCUGAGGGUCUGCUCUCUGCCCUUCUCAAUCAAGCACUGAGAGGAGGAUGAGGCCACAAGGAGCAGAAACUGGAGCUUGCUGAAGUUUUAUAGUUCCUUUGGGACACAGUUGAAACCCUGAGCUUAAAGCGUGUCUCCUUUUGAUUUGAUGCAACUUACCUAUUGUGACCAACACUUGUGGUUUUGUUCCUGGCAUUUAAUUAGUUUCAUAGCUGAUUAUAUUUCUUGUUUAGAGUUCUUGGGGGCUGAACAGUGCAUAAUAUGGUGCACACGAGUGAGUAUAUAGCUAAGAUAUAACCAUGCUGCAUUGGUUAUUCCUUAAUACUCAUUUUCUUGGCAGUUGAAGCAGACUUCAUCCCUGGAAGUACAGGAGUUCAAAUGAUAUAGAAGCCAUAUAUUGAAGGAAUCCUGAGCAAGGGGUUGUUAGUUCAUUGUUUAUUGCCAUUUCAGUUUCCUUGUCUGUUAAACUGGUAGUGAGGUGUACCAUAAACAGAUUACAUUAGCUGAUAACAUACAUGAAAAUAGCUUGUCAAUAUCAUUUUAACAACAAAUGCAGUGAGUUCUUGUGACUUGUAAUUCCUUUGUGCUGACUUGUCACUUUGUUUUCUCGUUGCCACCUCCUUGCCUUCUCCAGUGGAGGCCACUCUGUCAAGUAACAUCCAUUAUAAGUUCUGUCUGUUGAAAGCCACUGGGAAUUUAAAUGCUGAAGAGGUUAUCGGAACAGGCUACAGUAAUAGAAGAAGCAAUAAUAUGAAAAUAGAAUGUAUAAUUACACGAUAGAGCUGCAUCUACUGCUUAUUUAUUAGAAUUGCAAUUUUCAGUAUGUUCUUCUGCUGAUUAGCUGUUUCCUCAUACUAGAUUCCUUAUGCAGUUUGGAUGCCACGAUGAGGACAGCUCUGUUGUUUACAUCCAUGUAUACUUUACUAGCUUAGUCAUAAACGUGCUGUGAUACUUAGAGAAGGGCAACUCCUAUUGAAAGAAUAACACACAGAUAAACAAUAAUGCUCAUUUUACAGUGCACCCAAUAAGCCAAACAGACAGUAACAGGAACCAGGUAGAAAUAUUGUUAUAAAUUGUCAUUGAAAAGCAUCAGUUAAGGAAAAUGGUUAUCUGCUAGUAAGAGCAUUAGUAUUCUUUGUCCUAUUCUAGCAGUUUUUCACCUUUGCAAGAUGGAAGAAGAAAGCACAACAUGUUACAUGGGAUGGGGCCAUUUGUGACUCAGGAUACUCAGAAUACUUCAGAGUCAUUAAUAAGCCCAGCAAUAAGUGCAUGUUCUUUCCCAUGGCUGUGUACCUGAAGGAUCUGAGCACAGCUAGCUCUUACAGGUAGUGUUAUAAUAAACACAGCCCUUGAUGAAUAGGUUGAGCUCUGAGUGGUUUGGUUUCAUGAAUAUUUUGCCUUUUGAUAUCAGAAAGCAGUUAAUGUGGACCUCCUGCAUGAGAUUUUAGACAGAGAUGCAGUUCAAUAAAGGAUGCUGGGCUUGCUGGCAGGGCUUCCAUAUACCCUCCCUUGCUCCUGUGCACACCUUGAACUUUGGUCCCUUUGGUACUUGUCUGCUCAGGUUGGAAUCUCUCAGUCUUCCCUGUCUGCUUGUCCAGCACUGAGCACAGCAUAGUUCUGGAUGUUGCUUGGACUGUUGGUUUUGUACCAGGUUGUGCUCCAGAGUAGCUGGAAAGUCUUACAGUGGGCAACUGAGUUGUAUGUGUGGCACAAAAGCUUAUUAUGAAACAGCGUUAUUGUCUCUGCUCUGGGGUGUCCCAACAGGACAGGGUGGAAGUAGGAUUUGAGGCUCCCAGCCAUGCUUUCCUGAGGAAGUGUGAUGGAGGUUAGGCUGUAGGUUGCGCAGGAGCAGGAAAUGAACUGACCAUUUAUAACAAAAACAUACAACACACCAGAAAACACACCUGGGAACUAUGUACAUUACCAUAAGGAGACUCUCUAGCUAAAAUAGAUCUACUUUUUGAGUUCUAAUUUAUAGGAUAACACAUGGACUUUACUGACCUCCUAAUGAGAAGAAAUAUUGAUUGAAAAUCAUAAAAAAAUUUACCUUAAUUUUAUUACCUUGCCUCUUCUUUUAUUUUUCCUCAUUAAAUUGCAGCAAGAGGUUUCAUAUCAAUAGUAGAGUUAAAACAAAAAUCUUAAUUCAUUAAAAAAAUGCACUGAGACUGUGCAGUGGGAAGCUGUGAAUAAAUAUUUGGAAGCAUAAUAACUACCACAAAAGUAUAUAUUUGGCAAGCAAGCCCUAACUUCUUGUAGAAUAAUGAACAGCAGACAGCCUUUAGCUAAAAUGGAAUUGGAUUAAUGUAGCGGAGGACAGGAUAUAGAUGACUUUCUCCAACUCUAGCUGUUUACAUUCCAUGUGUUAAAUCAACACCUCUGCAGUUGCUUCUUUAAAAUAUUGUGCUGGAAAGAAUUAUGGUUUAUUUUACACAUGUUUAUAGCUUAAAGUUAAAGGAGCAGCUCUAAGGGAGCAGCUUUUUGAACAGUGGAAGUUAAAAGAAUUAAUCAUUCUUCCUUUGCUCUGUGACACAGCAAUGACAUCACCAGCAAGACCAAAUCAUUUGAAUUUAUUAUUGAUCUUCUUCUUAAAUUAACAAAGGAAAGCAAAUUUUUCAAGGGCAAUGCCGUUGCCAUAUGUUAGCAUAAUUGCAUAGUUGCGAUAUAAGCAACCAAAACAUGUUUUUGAACCUUCCGUUAUGUUAACACUGAACCUAUAGGAUAUUAAUUCUCAAUGAGAUAGAUUCUUUUCCUUGUUCUACCCUUCCAGAUCAAGAUGCUCCAUCCCAGUCUUGACUAGUUGGAAAGGGCUCCUGACUAAAAAUUGCCAUGUUUGUAAAGAUAAGUAAGAAGUAUUUUAAGCCCUUUUAUGCAUAUCAAAGCUUGGCUUUGGAUGUGGAAAUAAUAACAGCUAUAUCAUGUAAAACAAGGAUGGUGAUAUAAUGAGCCCUAGCUCUAUAUAGUUCAGCUUUUUUGUGUUUGUGUGCUUAAAUGUGUUGUCUUAUUCAGAAGACUUAAUUUAUAAAAAUGGCAAGAUAAUGUCUAUUAUUUGGUAAUUAUUUCCAUACUGAUGUUAGAUUUGCAUCAAAGAAAAUAGAAGGCCUGUUUAUUCAUGAGCUGGUAAAAUAUUAAAUGAAACCUCAUUCUUAAUUUAUGUGAUGUGAGGAAAAAGUGUAAAACAGCUGCCAAGAUAAAAAAUUCUAACACCA